Molecule: messenger RNA, 6161 nt
Organism: Schistocerca cancellata (South American locust)
Lineage: Eukaryota; Metazoa; Arthropoda; Insecta; Orthoptera; Acrididae
Exons: 18
Coding region: 245-3562 (1105 amino acids)
Source: RefSeq, a predicted model, not a curated record
CAGGUGGUCUGUUUGUAUUGAGAGUUCAAGAAGGGAAAGGGUGUGUUUGAGGCGCGGUGGCGAAGUUUUGUUUCCCAUGGUCAAUAAAGCACGGAGCUAUGUGUAAUAUGUUUGAAAGUCAUAUUUUAUGUGCUCACGACUCAUUAAUUGCCCCAUCGUGUCAUUGCCCUUCGACUCCCAAGAGUCCAAUCCGAGUUACUAAUUUUUCAUAUUUCGUUCGCCGGUGCCACAAAACCAGUCAUUUAUGGGCUCAUGCAUGUCGUGUAAGGCUGGGAAGGAAGCAUAUGCAUACACCACCUCUCCGGCUGCGCACAGGUUCCAGUCCUACUGCACUAUGGACGACGUGCUACCCAUCGCGGAAACCAAGAACGGAGUCACCGUCAGCGCCACCAAGCCGGGCUCGAAGCCGGAGACGGCGUACACUCGCGGCCAGGCCACGCUGUUCGGCUUCAAGAGGCGCCCGCUGCCCGCCGCCGCCAGCACACCCGCCGCUCCGCCGGACAACAGCGCGCCGCUCAGCAACGGCUCCUCCCAGGAAUCACUGACUGCUAUAAGUCCUAUCCAGUCUGGCAGAUCAACUCCUCGCUUGCCACGUCCGAAGAGGGAUAUUGACGGCAAUCAAACUGUAAGCAGUGGAUCCGCAUCACUGAGGCCAAACCGCUUUGGAUUCAGAGGGCCCUCUCUCACGAACAAGGUUGCAGACGUCAACCGUGACAUUCCCAUUGUAUCACCCAUCAGUACUAACAGCCAUACAACUAGCAGCAACAACAAUAACAACAACAAUAAUAACAGCAACAUUAAUAACAACAACAGUGGCACUGUUGAAACAGAUAGCCAAGGAAGUGAGAAACCUAGGUCCAAAGGAGGAGGGCGAAAUCCACAGUCUGGUAUACCGAGACCGAAGGAAGCAGUAAGCAGUAUACCAGUGCCUGACAGCAACAGACAAGUAAAGCGAUCAGCCAUUCCACAGCCAAAUAAUGCUACAUGUGCUACACGCUUCACUCUGCAGACAACUCUCUUACCAAAACCUCAGUACCCUGUCAGGCUGACGUCUGUGGAUGCCGAGGAAACGGAGUCCCUUGCUCCUUCAAAGAAUGCCAAGACGGCAGCCAAUAAGAAGAGAGCAGGUCGUAUGGGCUCUGGAUCCUCUGGCAGCCGAGAGGAUGGCUCUGAUUCAGGGAUUGGUAUAGGAAAUGGAGAUUCUGACACACUACAUGGCAUUGAGCAGCUGGAACGCAGUCCUAGUGCUGGUCUUCGCAGGAAAGCUCGUCACCUUGAAGUAGUCUUAGGCAACAACAAGAGCUUUGAUGUCAGAGAUAUAACAGACAAAGAUAAAGAUGAAGAAGAUGAUGGACAGACAGUUAUUACUGAAAUAUCAGUCAUCUCACUGCCCAAAACAAACUACCGUACAGCAUCUAACAAAAAGGCUGUUACUACCAGCGGGAUCAGGAGGCCGAUCAGAUAUCAGGGGUCAGGUAUACCAGCUUAUGGUAAUGUGGGCUGCAGAACAGCUGAUGAAAGUUCUAUUGCAACAAACAGUGUCUCCUCUCCAUCUUCAGAGGAACACCGAGAUGAUGAUAGCUGUAGUUUGGACACAGAGGAGGCAAAAGUAUUUGACGACAGGGCACAAAAUGAGAAGUCUGCUCGUGACCUGCUGAGUGUUGGUGGAGGCCCAGAGGAAGAUUUGUGGGGUCAUGGUGAGGCAAUGGCAGAGGGGUACAGUAGUUCAGAAGGGGGUGAUGAUUGCCCUGUGUCAAUAUCUGCCACUGAUAACACCAACAGUUCAGAUGAUCUGUCUGUCAGUCGCUUAGCUGCACGUCAUCACAACUUGCACCAUGCUAGGCCAGCAGGUUAUGAGCCAAACAAGCGCGUAACCAUCGAGGACACUUUAUUCGCUGCAAUAGCAGCGUCCUCUUCUGCAACACUAAUUGAGGAUGAGCGAAGCCCAGCUGAUAGUAUGAUAAGCAGUGGUUCAGCUAGUUCAGAGGCUUCAGAAGAUGUGUCAGAGUGUUUGGAUACACACAGCUUAGUACAGGAAUCAGAUCAUGUUGACUCUCAAGAAAAGGAUGCAGAUGGAUCACAGAAAAUAAUAGAACGGCCAAGUUCAGUAGCAGUGACAUCCCACCCCCAUUCUCGUGAAGUUGCAAGCCCCUUAAGUCCGGGAACACCUACCAAUGCUUCGAACUCUCUUUCACUGUCUGAAGGGCGAGAUUUUCUGAUUGAUGAUGAAAUUGCUGACCAACCUGGUCUGACAUUUGGUGGUAGUGGCACUGCUGGCAGUGCAGCUGUUGCGGACCUCACCUCCUCAUCAGCAGGUUGCAGUAGCCUCCUGCUGUCAGUCACGGAAAAUACUACCACACUGGUUGAUUCCAGUCCUCGACCAGCAGUCAGACAGCACAUUGCAUCUCUAUCAGCGGAGGGAAGUCCAGGUCUGAAACGAGGUCGCCGAUUAAGCAGGGCUGGGUCAGUUGACACACUAUCUCCCUGUGAGAGCAUUGCAUCAGAUGAUCUCAUGCUGGACUUUGAACAGAGCGAAGGGAGCACGUUUGACUGUACAGCAGAAAGCCGGCUUGAUGGAUCACUGGGUGGUCUCCAGUCCACUGGUGAUAAUGUGCAUGGGGAUUCUGAGGCGGACUCCUGCAAGUUAAACUCUAUUGGGGAAUGGUCAUCCGUGCUUAGAGCCAGCAUGAAGGAGGCUGCGUUGGUGGCGGGACGUCCAUCACGUGCCCUGAGAUCUCGUACAGGGAGCACACCGACACCAACUCCUGACUCGCCUAAGUCCUCUGUGGGGGCCAAGGCUAGUCCUCUCCGUCCUACCAGGCAGUCUUCUGCUUCGGCAUCUGGAUCGGACUGUGAAGAUGGUGGACUAUGGUUGGACCGACAUACGUACCAUUCUAUCUGCCAAGAUAUUGUCAAUCAUAAAACAAUGCUUUUGAAGUUGCUUCGACACCUGCAAAAGCCAAUUCAGAAUGAAGAGAACGGUUUGAUGAGGGCUGAAACUCUCAACCCAUUCGACACUCAAUUGAAGAAUGGUCUCUUCUAUAAUUUGGCAAGUACUGAUGGUCCUGUUGGUGAGAAUGAUGAAACAAAUCAAUCUCCCCAAGAGGAACUGGCUGAUUUGAGGCGGCAGGUGGUUUUCCUCCAGCAGCAGCUAGAAGAUAAAGAACGAACCAUCCAGCUGCUUCAGGUGCAGAUGACGAAGUACACGGACAAAGCACGUGAGAACAAUGUGCACACAGACCAGGCAGAAACUGUCAAUGCUGCCACACAGACUGAGAGAUUGAGACCUGUCUCUGCUGGGCCUUCGUUGCUGCAGUCCCUCCCAUCAGACUCUGCAAAUGGGCCAUUGGUCAGUUCGAGUGAAGUGUGGCUACGGAGAGCUUCGACUGCGACCCGGCUGCCAGCACCUUCACCUACCGUCGCAAGGUUACCGAAGCGUGGAACAGCUGCCACAGUGCAGUCAAACUCUGCCCAGCUCCCAGUUCAUAGCCACACACCGUCCUCUGGCAUCCCAACGAGAAGGCCUCAGCAGCUUCCUGUCGUGACUACAAAGACUAGCUGACAAAGAGCACAGUAACAACCUUCUACAAAUGUGCAAUAUUUUUCAAAGGUGCGCUAUUGACCCUCUCCACAUCCUUGAAAUGUGACUCCCCCAUUCUAGAAAUCCCCUGCCCACUGCAGCCCUACUUAUCCACUUCAGGAGAUAAAUCAUUUUAAUCCAGUUUUCUGUUUAAAACAAGCAGAUGCCAAAAAAUUAUACUUUCUCUAUUCUCCACCCUACUCAAUCCACUAAGAACAAAGAGUACACAGAUAUUUACCUGAUAUUAUGCAACCAGAAUGAUCUGUUUUUAAUUACCUAAGGACUCUAGUAGGCUUACUGAGAGAUAGUUUUGUAACUUUUGGGGAUACUUCUUAAAUAUUUGAUGACUUUAAUGCCACUGACAGUCGUAUCAUAUGUCUGUUGUUGCCACACAAAAGUAAUUUUGUUUACAUAUUUGGUUACACUCUUCAGAGUAGUACCAGGUUUGUUUCUAUCAGGUUCUAAUACUUGUGUGAAACGUUUAGGAGACUGAAGCUGUAAGUGGUGAAUAGUGGAAUACAUAAAAAAAGCAGCUAAGUUAGUUGAUAUCAAGAGUUGUUAAGUCUGUGUAACUGCAGAUGUCUUUCAUUGUAGCUGUGUUUGGCGCAGGUGGGUGAGGUGAGGUGUGUGUGUGAGAGAGAGAGAGAGAGAGAGAGAGAGAGAGAGAGAGAGAGAGAGAGAGAGAGAGAAUGAAUAUGGAUGUAACACAUUUCCUUUCUUUUAUCAAUAAAAUUGAUAGAAGAAGAAAAAAUGUCACCUUGAGAGUCUGUGCAAUGUCACCCAUUCAUCUGAAUUACUUACGUAGUACCAGUAGGAACUGUGGGCCUUCUAGGUCUAUUCAACCCGUAAAAGUGUAAUAGAUACACUGUCAUUCUGACUGUUUUAAUAUAUUACAAGAGACUUUGUGUGUUGUUUCUGUGUGUGUAGUAUACAGUACAGCCAUAUUGGUGCUUUCAGUUUUCAGUGCAGUUUGUUUGUGUCCCAACUUUACACAGUGUUCCACUGUACAUAUUAAAAAAAACAGGGUGUUCUUUCCAGCUGCUGAGACAUUCUGCACCCAAUGUGUGGCCUUCAUGUUCUUAAAAACAGUCAAACAUUAACUUGAUAUCUAAUGAUUCUUAUCUGAUGAAAACAUUAGGUGUGCAGAUUACCUGUAUAACAGAUCAUUUUGAACUGAUUAACAAGUAUUAAGAAAACUCAUACUAAAACACUCGUAUCAAUAAAACUAGACUUGUUACUCACUUGCCAGAGCAUACUGAAAGGAACAGAUAUUCUAGGAUGCUGUUGAUAAAUCCUCUUAUUUCAUAGCUUACACAACUACUUUUAUAGGAAAGCUCCCACAUGUCCAUGAGAGACAAAUUGCUUUGGUGGUAUAACUCUGUUGCUUUAAAAAAGUUGUAUAGUCUGGCAGGAAAUGGAGGAAUGUCAACACUGUGCAACUGAAUACCAAAUUCUUCCACGACAUCUUGUUUUACAAAUCAGUUCAUCAUUGUAGAAUCAAAAUGUAGGUUGGUGUUUAUUACAUUUUUGUUUUCACUCUACUAUUGCCUAAAGAAACUUGCAGUUUCUGAACAUUAUAUGAAAGAUUUUAAAUAUUCAGGCCUUUUAUGGAUCAGUUUCAUAUAACGAAAGUUCUGUAGAUAGUAAAAUUGAAACUUGUGUGUUGUAUAUAAUUAUUAAGGGUUAAUGGUUCACAAGUAAACAAAUACAUAAACAUGAAAUAAGCUGACUGUAUCCCACAUCACAAAGUACCCAUUGUACUCAUAGAUGAAAACGUGUAUUUCAUAUUUAUUCUCUGAUGAAACUAGACCUAAUAAAAUGUAAACUUAUUUGUCAAAAGGCAAGAAAGGUACUGAAACACAAUGAGAUGUUUGAUUUUUGUUUCCAUUGACUGUCAGUAACAACACAGCUGAUAUGACUCAGAUGUAAUAUAUUUUAAUAUGUAAAAUCAGUAAUCAUGUCUGCAGGUAGGGGGAUAAUUUCUUGUAUAACUAUCUUUCUAGUUGUGCAUCUGUAUGCAUAAGUACUGUGAUUACGGCUUUGCAGUAUUGUAAAUUUACAAUCAGAAACAUUCCUUAAAUGAAAAUUGUUUUUUUUGUCAUUGCUUUGUAAUAGUGUGUAAAUGAUCUCAUCAUUUAGUUAUAAUGUACUUAAAAAAAGCUUCAACGUUUGCCUUCCUGCAAAUUGUACGUGGAGCACAAAUGUAAAAAUUGUGAGAGCACAAGAUUUGACUGUGUUUUGUAAUGGGUGAUACACACCAGUAUUCAAUGAGGAAAGUGAUAUUAACAUACUUCCUGCUGUUGCUAGUGCCAGCAAAAUUAAGUAAACAGUAUAAUUUAAAAAUAUAGUCUUAAAUAUCAUGUUAGUAUCAUCUUUCAGUUCUCUGAGUUCAGUAUUUCAUAUUUAAAUUCAUUCUGGAAAAGCAGUUGACCAUUUCAGUGGUGCAGGUUUCAUUCUCAAUCUUAAUUUUAUAUAAAAAAAAAAAACUAGAGUGGUACCAUCCAGUGCAGAAAAGAUAUUGAAUACAAGUCAAUGCGUGUGUAAAAUUUGUUUUAUUGUAAAAUAAAGUUUUUUGAUUAUG